Messenger RNA from Punica granatum (pomegranate), 438 nucleotides. The record is from RefSeq and is a predicted model, not a curated record. NCBI's taxonomy places the organism in Eukaryota, Viridiplantae, Streptophyta, Magnoliopsida, Myrtales, Lythraceae.
AUGGCUCUCCUGCCGGAGGAGAUGAGGAACGAGGCCGAGGUCUUCCACGGCCACGACGUCUGCCAGCAGAAGCUUGCGCUCCUUCUCGCAGAGAUCGGCCUCCCCAACGUCCUUGUCUCGUCCCCGGAGAUCGAGGAGUUCUGCUACGUCAAGCCCCUCGGCCUAGUCUGGCUCCGGCUGCGGAACCGGGCCGAGUGCAAGGUCGUCGACAACAUCGUCAUCUCGUACGACACCCACGUCACGGCCCGCGUGGAGCCAAACCGGAUCCACAAGCUCACCGGCAUCCGCGCCAAGGAGUGUUUCGUCUGGGUCAACCUCAGCGAGAUCGAGAUACGCACCAAAGGGCGCAAGACGCCGGCCCCCUCUGGCUCUGGGCUCAUCACGUUCAGGACCUCCGUCGGGUUCUCCCGGUCCUUCCCGGUUUCGGCAUUCGAAUGA